UCGCGCCCGUUUCAUACUAGUGUGGUUUUUCAUUUCCCGAGGACGCUACAGUGUCGAGUGCGACCGAACCAGAAGAGGAUGGCAGUCAUUUCCAAAAACCCAAACAAUACAACUAGUUCCUCCUCCUCCGUCGACGACCCUCUAUUGCCUUGGCUCCGGUCAAUUGAGAAAUUGUUGAAAGAGCGAACUUUAACUGACUCGAACGAUGGUAGAGAUCUGCACGAGCUUUGCUCGAACUGCAUCACUACUUUCAAGAACAACCCUCGGUACCAAAACGACGUCAGAUUCCUCAAGAUUUGGUUUCUAUAUAUGGAUAGCAGUUUGGACCACGAAAGUGUAUAUAGAGAAAUUGAGCAGAAUAAGAUUUGCUUGUUCAAUUCUAUGCUCUACGAGGCAUAUGCGUUGUUCCUAGAGGCAAAAGGGAUGUUAACAGAUGCAUUUCACAUUUACCAUUUGGGAAUUUCAAGGAAUGCUGAGCCACUUGGUAGGUUGAAGAAGGCACAAGUGUUGUUUCUCGAGAGAAUGUCUGAGAAAGUAACAGCUGGUUCAUUACAGAAGAUGGACAUUGUGUCAGAGAAUGGUGGAGCUUGUAUCAAUCCAUGGUUGGUCUCGACGAUUAAAAAUCUGUUGCAGAAGAAGAAUCCUGAGAUAUUAAAAUAUGAUGGAUACCACCCAAGCAAAAAGGCUUAUCCAGGAAAGGUGUCAUUGUCAACUUUGCAGAAAUCUGCCAGGAAUAAAACUAUUGACUUAGGUGGAUACAGCUAUCAGAUCAAGGGCUGUGCAGGUAAGGGAGGAUUUGCUCAGGUAUUCAAAGCGUGUCUCGAUGGUAAUCCGGAUGAGGUUGUCGCACUUAAGAUUCAAAAGCCAGCUUUCCCUUGGGAAUUCUAUGUUUACCGUCAACUGGACGUGCGGAUUCCAGAAAGAGAAAGAUUGAGCUUUGGCUAUGCCCACAGGUUACAUCUUUAUUCUGACUACAGCAUACUCGUUUCUGACUUCCUAGCUAAUGGCACACUUCAGGAUGCAAUUAACUCCAGUGCUGUGAUUGGUGGGUCCAUGGAAGAAGUAUUGUGUAUUUAUUACACCAUUGAGAUGCUCUGCAUUUUGGAAACUUCGCACCAUGCUCAAAUUAUUCAUGGCGACUUCAAACCCGAUAAUCUUCUGAUUCGUUAUGCGAGGGACAAUCUGACUGAUGAUGUAGAAACUUUUCGUCAGCGUACUGGUCAAUGGAGGGAUCAGGGAGUUUGCCUUGUCGACUGGGGAAGGGGCAUAGACCUGAGCCUCUUCCCCGAGCAGACAGAGUUUAUAGGAGACAGUAGAACUUCUGGCUUCCGCUGCAUCGAAAUGCAAGAAAAAAAGCCAUGGAAGUUUCAGGUGGAUGCAUAUGGCCUCUGCGUUAUUGUACACAUGAUGCUUUUCAAUUCAUAUAUGGAAAUUGAGAGAAGACCUUCUCCCGGUGGUGGUUAUAGUUAUCAACCCAAGUCGCCUUUUAAGCGGUACUGGAAAGUUGAACUCUGGAAGAACCUAUUCACCAAGUUACUAAACAUAGACCGUGCUGAAGAUCACAAGAAAAUGUUGAAUAGCCUGAGGGUGUCAUUCCAGGAUUAUAUGUGCUCAAAUCCUCAGCUCAUCAAAAAGCUUAGGCAGUUGCUGAUAAAGCAGAAAGCUUCCUUAUGUUCGUCAUAGGGACGGUGUGUAGAAGAAUGAGUCCGAAAGCAGUUCAAUGUAUCAAAUCCUCUUUGAUGUAAGAAUAUACAUUCAAGAAAGUAUGGGAAUUGCCCUAUAUAGCAUAAUGACAUGCAUGUAUCUGUAGAACUGUAGGCGCUGCUGCUUUUUUCUUCACUCUUUGGUGUCCUUUCCUAAAUUAUUUGUCGGGAAAGAUAGGCUUGUAUGUGUAAUUCGUAUCCAAAAACAGCAUAUAGUCGGUGUUCUGAACAUUUGAAUUCCUUUGCCACUUGCACUUCUCACAAAUAUUUAAUAGGGAAACAACUUAUACA
Messenger RNA from Nicotiana attenuata, 1994 nucleotides. RefSeq names its product mitotic checkpoint serine/threonine-protein kinase BUB1. The transcript has 14 exons. The record is from RefSeq and is a predicted model, not a curated record. The coding region runs from base 79 to 1683 and encodes 534 amino acids. NCBI's taxonomy places the organism in Eukaryota, Viridiplantae, Streptophyta, Magnoliopsida, Solanales, Solanaceae. Gene Ontology annotation, molecular function: protein kinase activity; ATP binding. Gene Ontology annotation, biological process: meiotic sister chromatid cohesion, centromeric; mitotic spindle assembly checkpoint signaling; protein phosphorylation.